AUGGGUCGCGUUAUCCGUAACCAGAGAAGGGGCCGUGGCUCUAUCUUCACGGCCAACACCCGCCUGAACAAGGCCCCCGCGAAGUUCCGCAACCUCGACUAUGCCGAGAGACACGGCUACCUCCGUGGUAUCGUGAAGGACAUCAUCCACGACCCCGGCCGUGGCGCUCCCCUUGCCCAGCACACCGAGACCUUCAUCGCCAACGAGGGCAUGUACACCGGCCAGUUCAUCUACGCCGGCAAGAAGGCUGCUCUGACCGUCGGCAACGUCCUGCCCCUUGGCUCCAUGCCCGAGGGUACCGUCGUCUCCAACGUCGAGACCAAGAUCGGCGACCGUGGCACUCUGGGCCGCACCUCCGGCAACUACAUCACCAUUGUCGGCCACAACCCUGAUGAGGGCAAGACCCGCAUCAAGCUCCCCUCCGGCGCCAAGAAGGUCGUCCACUCCGAGUCCCGCGGCAUGAUUGGUAUCGUUGCCGGCGGUGGCCGUACCGACAAGCCCCUCCUGAAGGCUUCUCGCGCCAAGCACAAAUUCGCCGUCAAGCGUGGUGCCAACUGGCCCAGAACUCGUGGUGUUGCCAUGAACCCCGUCGACCAUCCCCACGGUGGUGGUAACCACCAGCAUAUCGGUAAGGCCUCGACCAUCUCCCGCUACGCUGUCCAGGGACAGAAGGCCGGUCUUAUUGCUGCGAGACGGACGGGUCUGCUGCGUGGUACCCAGAAGACGAAGGAAUAA
Molecule: messenger RNA, 735 nt
Organism: Colletotrichum spaethianum
Lineage: Eukaryota; Fungi; Ascomycota; Sordariomycetes; Glomerellales; Glomerellaceae
Product: 60S ribosomal protein L2
Exons: 5
Coding region: 1-735 (244 amino acids)
Biological process (GO): cytoplasmic translation
Cellular component (GO): cytosolic large ribosomal subunit; ribosome
Molecular function (GO): RNA binding; structural constituent of ribosome
Source: RefSeq, a predicted model, not a curated record